CGGAGGAAGCCUGCCAGGGGGACAGUGAGGGGCUGGGAGAGGCGUUGCCCAGGAUUGGGCCACAGAAGGAACAGAACAGGAGAGCAGAUUCAGGGGGUGGGGAAACUGGAGGGGACAUGAGGCAGGGCUGCAGGGUUUUCUGGGACAACACACUGGCCUGUGCCCUCUGAGGAGCUGCUGUGUGGAUGUAGAAAAUGGACCAGGUCUGGCAGGGAAGCGCCUUCAGGGGCUCCCUGGAGCUGCUGGCUGCAAAGAAGACCCACACCUCACAAAUCGAAGUGAUUCCUUGCAAAAUCUGUGGGGACAAGUCAUCUGGGAUCCAUUACGGGGUUAUUACCUGUGAGGGGUGCAAGGGUUUCUUCCGCCGGAGCCAGCACUGUGGCGUGGCCUACGCCUGCACCCGCCAGCAGAACUGCCCCAUCGACCGCACCAGCCGGAACCGAUGCCAGCACUGCCGCCUGCAGAAAUGCCUGGCCCUGGGCAUGUCCCGAGACGCUGUCAAGUUUGGCCGCAUGUCCAAGAAGCAAAGGGACAGCCUCCACGCUGAGGUGCAGAAACAGCUACAGCAGCAGCAGCAGCAGCAGCAGCGGGAGCAGCGGGAGCCACGGGAGCCACGGGAGCAGGUGGCCAGAACCCCUCCUGCGGGGGGCCAGGGGGCAGCCGCCCUCUCCUGCACCCUGGGGCUCCCCGAUGGGCAGCUGCCCCUGGGCUCCUCGCCUGACCUGCCCGAGGCCUCCGCCUGCCCCCCUGGCCUCCUGAGAGUCCCAGGCACCAGGCCUACCUACUCCCACAGCUUGGCCAAGGCCGGGCUCAACGGGGCCUCGUACCACCUCGAAUACAGCCCAGAGCGGGGCAAGGCUGAGGGCAGAGAGAGCUUCUACAGCCCGGGCGGCCCGCUGACCCCUGACAGAUACGGACUUCAUGUGGAGGAUCCCAGGCAUCCUGGGCGGGGGGACCCAGGACAAGGCCCGGACAGCUACCGCAGCCCCAGUUUCCGCAGCACCCCCGAGGCGCCCUAUGCCUCCCUGACGGAGAUCGAGCACUUGGUGCAGAACGUGUCCAAGUCCUACCGAGAGACGUGUCAGCUGCGGCUGGAGGACCUGCUACGGCAGCGCGCCAACCUCUUCUCCCGGGAGGAGGUGGCUGGCUACCAGCGGAAGUCCAUGUGGGAGAUGUGGGAGCGCUGCGCCCACCGCCUCACCGAAGCCAUUCAGUACGUGGUGGAGUUCGCCAAGAGGCUCUCGGGCUUUAUGGAGCUCUGCCAGAACGACCAGAUUGUGCUCCUCAAAGCAGGAGCCAUGGAAGUGGUGCUGGUGAGGAUGUGCCGGGCCUACAAUGCCAGCAACCACACCGUCUUUUUUGAGGGCAAAUACGGUGGUGUGGAGCUGUUCCGAGCCUUGGGCUGCAGUGAGCUCAUCAGCUCCAUCUUCGACUUCUCCCGCUCCCUGAGUGCCCUGCGCCUUUCUGAGGACGAGAUUGCCCUCUACACAGCCCUGGUCCUCAUCAAUGCCAGCCGGCCGGGGCUCCAAGAGAAAAGGAAAGUAGAACAGCUUCAGUCCAAUCUGGAGCUGGCCUUUCACCAUCAUCUCUGCAAGACUCAUCGCCAAGGCAUCCUGGCAGAGCUGCCACCCAAGGGGAAGCUUCGGAGCCUGUGCAGCCAGCAUGUGGAAAAGCUGCAAACCUUCCAGCAUCUGCACCCCAUCGUGGUCCAAGCUGCUUUCCCCCCACUCUACAAGGAGCUCUUCAGCACUGAAAUCGAGGCCCCCGAGGGGCUGUCCGAGUGACCUGGAGGAAGGACUCCUUUCCUGUCUAGAACCUGCUGGACCACCUCCCUGGACACCGCCCCCCCCCCCCCCCGCCUUUUCCUUUCCCGUGACCCUGGAGGGUGGCCCUACCUGUUCUUUGGGACUGAG
This is a messenger RNA of Myotis myotis, 1913 nucleotides long. RefSeq names its product RAR related orphan receptor C (gene RORC). Gene Ontology annotation, molecular function: RNA polymerase II cis-regulatory region sequence-specific DNA binding; zinc ion binding; nuclear receptor activity. The transcript has 11 exons. The record is from RefSeq and is a predicted model, not a curated record. Gene Ontology annotation, cellular component: nucleus. Bases 195 to 1784 code for a protein of 529 amino acids. Lineage: Eukaryota; Metazoa; Chordata; Mammalia; Chiroptera; Vespertilionidae. Gene Ontology annotation, biological process: regulation of transcription by RNA polymerase II.